This is a messenger RNA of Armigeres subalbatus, 1657 nucleotides long. RefSeq names its product 26S proteasome non-ATPase regulatory subunit 5. Gene Ontology annotation, biological process: proteasome assembly. The transcript has 3 exons. Lineage: Eukaryota; Metazoa; Arthropoda; Insecta; Diptera; Culicidae. Gene Ontology annotation, cellular component: cytosol. The record is from RefSeq and is a predicted model, not a curated record. The coding region runs from base 128 to 1597 and encodes 489 amino acids.
AUCGAAGUUGGAUUUGGAUUGUUCCUUUCAGUGCUCAUUGCGUUUUGACUGUUCUUCGAGACAUUCUUGAAUAUAGAACUUAUUUUUUAAUUUUGCAUUCAUAAAAAUUACUCCGGAUAACAAAGAAAUGGACGAAAAUCUUUGUCAGGAAUUGUUGGCCAAUCUCCAACUGGAGCAAACACGCAAAACCGCAUUAACAGAGAUCAAAAACACAUUAAUUUCAUCAAACAACUCGUCCAUAUCCAACAGCUUUUUGAAGUCACCAGAGCUUUUAAACUGCCUGGAGGAUGCUAACAGCGAACAAACGUUGCUGGCCUGCGACAUUCUGUCGAUUUGUAUGAGCAACUUAGCCAUUGAUGAGUCCAGCGAGGUUAAGAACGUCAUCGAAAAAUCGUUGAGUCACGUCAAUCCAAAGGUGCAAGCCUUCGGCUUAAGAGAGCUUCGAAGAAUCCUACACUCAUCAUCGGACACCUUUGUUAACGAAACAUUAAUUCUGCUGGUGAUUGCUUGUUUGGCGUCCGAGGAUUCCAGCGUGGGAACGCCGUCGAUCGAACUGUUGCGUUUGAUGCUGCCUCGGUUCAUUCUGCUGAGAAGUGUUCUGGAGAACUUAGAUGGAUUGCUGGGCAAGGGAGAUGUGGUUAGAUGCAGGCUGUAUGAGCUGAUUGUGCGGUUGGCAAAACAGUCGGAACAGUUGUUGGCCGCCGUAGAGAGAUUUUUGCAGAAAGCAAUACUAGAGCUGGAUGGGAAUGAUGUACUGUUGCAGUUGAACAUUCUGCAGAUUCUGUCGGAGUUGUCCGAGGCGAACCAUGGAAUGGUCUACCUCGAGAACAGUGGGGUGUUCGAUAAGUUAAUGAGCAAGAUUGAUCGGCUGGAAGAAGAUCCUUUGGGAACAAUUUUGAUCCCCGGUCUGAUGAAGUUUUACGGGGGCGUUGCAGCACUUCAUCCGGCCAAGGUCUACGAGAGCUUUCCUAAAAUUAUCGCCCUACUGUUUGAAUGUCUUACAUCUGAGGACUUAUCCAUACUGCCAACGGCGUACGAUACUUUGGGAUGCAUUGCCUAUCCGUGCGAGGGAAAGCGACAGCUUCACUAUAAACAUGGAGCAGCUCUGAAGAAAACUUUGCAUCAUAUUAGCACUGUGGUUCGCAAUCUGCCCAACGAUUUAAAGAUGCGAUUGUUGAAUUGUUUGCAGUUGAUGUUCGCCAACGACUCGACUAUGGCAGAUAAUCAGAUUUCAUCAAUUCUUCAAUCUUGGUACGACAACUUGACUGAACAAGAUAAUCUUAACUUCGUAAUGGACUACAUCAGAAAUCCAUUUCCGGACAUGAAGCGAGCAGCAUUGGGUCUGCUCAAAGCCAUCGUUGGUCACCGUUGGGGACAGACCUAUUUGCUGAACACAGGAGGUUUUGUUGAGUAUCUUUUAGAUCGGAAGCAGGAAGCAGAUAAGGAUGUGGUGUUGGAUAAGUACGAAGUAAUUCGAAUGCUUUCUAUGUCUUCGGUAUUCGAUGAACAAACAGCAUCUGACUUCAGACGAUACGUGUCAGAGGGUGCAUUCUACGUACGAGGCAUUACCGAGGUUGCAAUUGAAGGAGCUUCGUAAAAGGGAAUUAGUUUGGCGUUUACAUUUAAGACAAUAUAUUAUUCCAAAAAGCGCUUCGAA